Molecule: messenger RNA, 1357 nt
Organism: Moneuplotes crassus
Lineage: Eukaryota; Ciliophora; Spirotrichea; Euplotida; Euplotidae
Source: the annotation of a GenBank genome assembly
AUUUGUUCAAAUGCAGAAGGAGCACAAAACACCUAAUGUUCACCCUACACGAAAAUUGAACACGAAUGGAAAAAGAAGAGAAGAUCAAAUCAGUUCUAGAGAAUAUAGUUCUGAUGGAGUUCGAGAAUCCAAAAACAAGAAGGCCAUUAAGUAUUUCUGUAGCCAGUGAGCUAGUCUAUUGAACCCGAAUGCUCCAAUCGGGUAUAAAGCACCAAUGAAACCCUCAUCUUCAAAAUCAGGACAAUUAAAUAAAAAUGUGACAGAUUAUGAUUCAGAAAUAGAUGUCAGGAACAAACAGAUCAGAAGACUAGAGAAUAGAGUCCUUGAUCAAGCAUUCACCAUAAAAGAACUAAAGAAGAACGUUGAAGUUGAAGACUCCAUGAAAGCAAUGGAAAAUGAAAUUGAAGAAAGAGAGAAAAUAAUUAGUGAAAAAGAAAAAUAAGAUCAUUCUUUUACAAGAUCAGGUUAAUGAACUUAACGAGCUCCAAAACAAAACAGGUUCAAAUUUUCACAAGAAAGAGGGUGAGUUAAACCUAGUACAGGCUGAAAAUGAAGACCUUAGCUUAAGAAAUCAGCAACUCCUGGCUCAAGUCAAAGAGUUAAAAAAUAGGCUAUCCAAAGCAGAAGAGAAAAUUUUAGAAAAAGAAGAGGAUUGGAGUAUCAAGUACCAUUCAGUAGCCAAGAAGAUUUCAGAGCUUGAACAGCACAACAGUAAUAACAUACAUGCUACUAAGAAGAUGACAGAGGAGAGUAAGGCUUCAGAGAAAGCAAAAGAAGAACAAGAAGAAAAGAUGAAACAGCUCGAAUUCCAGUUACAGAAAAUUCAAGGAGAACUAAAUGAAGCAAAUGACUUGAAGAAAAUAAUGAAGAAAAAACUAGUUAAGAAGAACAAGGGAGAAGAGGAGACAGCAGCAGAGAUUGAAAAAUUAAAAAGUGAUCUCAGGAAUGCAAUGAAUAAGAUAAAGCAUCUCAAAUCCACCAAACUAGCUGAUUUAGAGCUGAAGGUAUCUGAGAAAGAGUCUGAAAUUGAAAUUCUGAAACAAAUGAUAAGAAGUUUAAAAAUCGAAAUUAGCGGAAAGCAAACAGAUAUUAAGAGACUCAGCAAAAAAGUCAAUAGACUUGACCAAGCAAAUGAUAUGAGACAUGACUUUAUUCAAAAUCACUUCAAAAAGACCAUAAAAGCUCAAAAGAAAAAGGGGAGAGUCAGUCAAAAUCAUUCUAUGCUGACUGAAAAUGACCAAAUUGUUCUUCCUCCUCUCAACAAUCAAAUAUCAAACCAGGGUUUUAGUUCUUCUCAAGAGACCAAAACACCUCUGAAGAAAAGAAGAAAGGUUUCGUAAGUUUCUAUUCAAGAAAA